CUGAUUCAUUGUUAAAAUAAAAAGGCUAUGACCCCCGCGCUCCGCACCCCGCCACCCCCCGGUGCGUGGAAACCUGAGCCCAGGAGCAGGUAACGGCGCAGGGAGAUGACAUCAGAGACCCCCGAGCCACCAAGUGUGACCCCACCGCGACCACCGUGUGGGCGGAGGCCGGAAGAAACUGCCCUGGCUUCCCCCGGGGAGAAUGUGAGAUACUCCAGUGCUCAGCUGAGGCUGGCGACCAAGAUCCAUCCCCUCAGCAUCCUCUGAGACGCUCUGAAGGAAACUCCAGGCCCCGCCAUCAGGUCACAGAAGCUGCCGGAGCCUGACCCAGCCGGCAUGGAGCGGGGGGCUGUGCGCGCGCCCUGUGAACACGCCGGGGUCGGAGCACUCGCCCAGGGCUGCUGCGGGGAUCGGAAGCUCCCGGAGGAGGCGCGCGGAGCCAGGAACCAGGAGCCCAGGAGCCCGCCGAGGCCCGAGGUGCCGUACUGCGACCUGCCCAGCUGGCCGCCUGCGUCUGCGCCCCCGGCGGGGGCCACCACCUCCGGCCGCCCGGCUCCAGCAGGCCCGGGCCCCUGCUCAGGCCCCGAGAGGGACCCGUUGGCCGAGUGCCCCAGCGCCUCCGGGAGCAGAAGCUGGGACCCCGAGUCUGUGCCCUAUCUGGAGGGCCCGGCCCCAGCCCCGGGGGACAGCUGGGACCAGGACGAGGACAGUGACUCCACGACCAGCUCCGGCUCUGACGGCGGCGACGCCCCCGAUGGUACCCGCAGCCCCUUCUCUGCGGACGGGGACCCAGCCGAGCGGCAGCAGGAGAGGCGCGGCUGCGGGCAUCUCCCCACCAUGAUCCCGCGGAAGCCACAGGAGGGACUCCGAGCAGACAGUGCUCGCGCAGCUGCUGUGCUAGCCCGGUCCCCCGGGGGAGAGGACGCCGCCGCCGGCCAGAGGAAGGAGGAUCCGGGUGGCGGGUGCCGGAGUGCUGGCCAGCGCUGGGCAAAGCUCCGGGGAGAGAGUGGCCACUUCCUGGACCACCACCGGCCCGCGCCCAGCCCAGCCCCCUGCACGGAUGCCCCAGGGGGGCCGCGCAGCGGCUCCACCCAGACCCCAUGUCACCGUGGCUCUGCCCACAGGGACACUGUCCCGGCUGCCUCCACACCGCCUGAGGCCCGACCCUCCCCGUGGGACAAGGCCAGGACCUUAGUCACCCCCCAGGAGCGUCCCCGGGCCUCUGCCACCCAGCACAGCAGCCUCGGAGCCCCGUCCCCCUCCAGGGCCGCCCAGAGGGACAACGCCAGAGCCUCCUCCACCCAACGCAGCGACCCUCAAGUUUCCUCACCCACCAGAGCCCCCCAACAAGAACAUUCCAGAACUUCGUCCCUCCAGCAGGAAAACCCUUCCGACCCUUUUCCUCACCAGCGGGACAGGCUCAGAACAACUUGCAGCCAACAGGACCACCCCAGAGCCUCCUCGCCCCAGAGAACCCCUCAAAGGGGAACUUCCAGAACAUUCUGUGCCCAACAAGACAGCCUCAGAGCUUCCUCGCCUCACAGAACCCCCCAAAAGGAAAAUUCCAGAAUAUUCUGUGCCCAACAGGACACCCGGAGAGCCUCGUCUCCCAACAGAUCCCCCCAAGAGGAAAAUUCCAGAGCAUUUGGUGCCCAACGGGACAACCCCAGAGCCUCGUCUCCCAACAGAUCCCCCCAAAAGGAAAAUUCCAGAACAUUCUGUGCCCAACGGGAUAACCCCAGCACUUCCUCGCCCAACAGAAGCCCGCAAAAGGAAAAUUCCAGAACAUUCUGUGCCCAGCGGGACAAUCCUAGAGACUCCUCACCCAACAGAACCCCCCAGAAGGAAAACUCCAGAACAUUCUGUGUCCAGCGGGACAACCCCAGCACUUCCUCGCUCAACAGAUCCCCCCAGAAGGAAAACUCCAGAACAUUCUGUGCCCAACGGGACAACCCCAGCACUUCCUCGCCCAACAGAUACCCCAAGAAGGAAAACUCCAGAACAUUCUGUGCCCAGCGGGACAGCCCCAGAGCCUCGUCUCCCAACAGAUCCCCCCAACGGGGCAGCCCAAGAACUUGCACCCCGCAGAGCAACCCCAGAGGCUCUUCUACCCCGCGGGACCACCCCAAGCCCCCCGGUGGCCCGCGGGGUGACGGCCGGCCCUCGCCCACCCACCGGGAGCCCCCAUCAGCCUCUGCCCUGGGGAGGGACCACCCGGGGGCCUCCCCGCCCGGCCGCCCCCCGCGGGGCGCGCAGCAGGGCCCGCCCCGGAGCCACUCCCCGCACCGGACCAACAGGGACAUCCCCUGGGCCUCCUUCCCGCUGCGGCCCACCCAGGGCGACGGCCCGCGCCCCGCGUCCCCCGCGCGCGCCAGGCAGAGCGAGGUGCCCUGGGCGUCCAUCGCGCUCCGGCCCACGCAGGGUGAGCGGGCCCCCGCCGCGCCCCCCGCCAGGCCGGCCCGGGCCGCCGCCCCGUCCCCGCCCCCGCCCCCGCCCCCGGCCCCCAUGGAGCCGCCGCCCGCCUGUGCCGUGUGCAUCGGGCACCGCGACGCCCCGCGCGCCUCCUCGCCGCCGCGCCACCUGCAGCACGACCCCUUCCCCUUCUUUCCGGACCCCCACGCCUCCGAGGGCGAAGGGCCCCACCACGAGCCCCCUUACGUGCCCCCCGCCGUGUGCAUCGGCCACCGGGACGCGCCGCGCGCCUCGUCCCCGCCGCGGCACGCGCCGUUCGACCCCUUCCCGUUCCUGCCCGACGCGGCGGGCGCGCAGGGCGCGGGCGCGCACCACGAGCUGCCGCAGCACCCCCCGUUCGCGUGCAUCGGGCACCGCGACGCGCCCCGCGCCUCGUCCCCGCCGCGCCAGCCCCCCGAGCCCGGCAUGCUGCUGCGGGGCGCGCCGCGGGCCAGCGCCGAGAGCCUCGCGCCCUCCGCCGACCCCGCGCCCGAGCCGCCGCCCGCGCCCGGCCCCGUGUGCAUCGGCCACCGCGACGCGCCCGGCUUCUCGGCCCCGCCGCGCCAGGCCCCCGAGCCCGCGCUCUGCUUCCAGGACGCGCCCGGCGCCAGCCUGGAGAGCCUGGCCCUGUCCACCGACUCUCUGCGCGCCUCGCCCGGGCCGCCCCCGCCCGUGUGCAUCGGGCACCGCGACGCGCCCCGCGCCUCGUCCCCGCCCCGCCACCCCCCCAGCGACCUGGCGCUCCUGGCCACCUCGCCGCCCCCCGGCAGUUCGGGGGGCUCCCGGGCCUCCGCGGCCCCCGGGGAGACCAGGCACAACCUGGAGAGGGAGGAGUACUCGGUGCUGGCCGACCUGCCGCCCCCCAGGAGGCGGGUCCAGCGGGAGCCCCCCCAGCCCCGCACCCCCAGCCCCGGCCGCGCCGAGGUGGAGCGCCUCUUCGGGCAGGAGCGCAGGAAGUCUGAGGCGCCGGGGGCCUUCCAGGCCCGGGAGGAGGGGCGCUCGAGGCAGCCCGGCCCCGGCCAGAUGCAGCUUCCCCGGAGACAGUCCAGCCCCGCUCUGGGCAGGGAGGUGACCCCGCCAGCAGAGCCUGCCCGCCCGAGCCACGCAGACCCCAGGAGCCCCCAGCGGCGGCGCCCCGACACCUCGCCGCCCCCAAGGACCUCGGCCAGGACCCCUGAGAGAGAGCGGCGGGCCUGGGCCGCGCGGGGGCCGGGACAAGACCGCGAAGCCCCCAGACAGCCUGCGGGGGGGUGGUCGGGGCCGGAGCCGCCCUCGGGCUGCCCGGCUGCCCACGGUCGCCUGCAGAGAAGCUGGGCCAGCCAGGAGGAGGGCGACCCGGGCCUGGGCGCUCCCCCCAGGGGGUCCUCGGGGAGUUGGGGGGAACCGGGUGGCCCCCCCUGCCACGGAGGACAUUCAGGGGCCUGGGAGGCGGCACCCCGUAAUGGACCACGGGAGCCCCCCCACCGGACGGCCCCGAGGGGUUGGGGCAGCCUGCAGGAGCUGUUCGGGCCCCACCAGCCCAGGGGGCCCCCAGACAGUACCCGCGGGGGCCACGCGGGGGUUCCAGCGUCCCGGUUGCCCGAGACGCCCCCAGACAGAGGGCCUGGGGGAGCGUGCCCGCACCAGCCCGCCACCCCCGAGAAGCGCCCCGAGUUUGACUGGCGGGACCUGGUGGGCCUCCUGGGGGUGCGGGAGCCCGCGGGCUCCCCCAGUCUCCCGAGGCUGUGCUGGGACCGGCUGCUGGAGCUGCUGCAGGCGCCACUGCCCCGCCGGGACCCCGGCCCCACGCGAGACCCCACGGGGCCCGCGCCGCCCAGCUGGCCCGAGGGCGGGACCCUGGAGCCCCUGCUCAACGGACACGACCCAGCCCAGGGGCCCCAGGGCGCGGGCCAGGAUCCCAGCCCUGCCUGCACCCCGGCCCCGGGGCCACACACCAGAGUGGACACCAGUGGCCAGGAGACGCCGGUCCCUGCUGGCCUGAAGGAGGAGCCCAGGAGCCCGGCCGGGGGGCCCAGCUCGCCAGAGAAGUUACACCCAGAGGAGCCGGAGGGGUCAGAACUGAGCCGAGGCCCAGACUCCCCGGGGCAGACGCAGAAGCAGAAGCAGGCGGACUCGGCAGACAAGAGGCCAGCCGAGAGCAAGGCGGGCAGCCCACUCAAGGGCCGACUGGUGACCUCAUGGCGAAUGCCCGGGGACCGCCCCACGCUGUUCAAUCCGCUCCUGCUGUCCCUGGGGGUCCUCAGGUGGCAAAGGAGCGUCACACCGCCGUCCACAGCCACCGGCAGGCGUGGAAGUUUGAAAAAAAAAAAAAGUUUUCUGGGCGGAUGGAAGGGGCCCGGGCCGCGCCGGGGAAGGGCAGGGCCGGAGCGGCGGCGGGGUUCCCGCGCCGCUGAGCCCGGCCCCACGCUCCUGGCCACCGCCAUGACGCCCGACCUGCUCAACUUCAAGAAGGGAUGGAUGUCGAUCCUCGACGAGCCGGGCGAGUGGAAGAAGCACUGGUUCGUGCUAACCGACUCCAGCCUGAAGUACUACCGGGACUCCACGGCCGAGGAGGCGGAUGAGCUGGACGGGGAGGUGGAUCUCCGGGCCUGCACCGACGUGACCGAGUACCCCGUGCAGCGCAACUAUGGCUUCCAGAUCCACACCAAGGACGCCGUCUACACCUUGUCGGCCAUGACCUCGGGCAUCCGGAGGAACUGGAUUGAGGCCCUGAGGAAGACCGUGCGGCCCGCCAACGCACCCGACGUCACCAAGCUCUCGGACAGCAACAAGGAGAACACGCUGCACGGCUACAGCCCCGCCAAAGGCACCCUGAGGCCGGGGGAGCCGCGCGGGGGCUCGGCCAGGAAGGCGGACGGCCCGCGGCCCGCGCUGGACUACGUGGAGCUGUCCCCGCUGAGUCCCGGCGCCCCGCCGCGGGCGCGCGCCCCGGCCAGGCCCCUGGACCGCCCGGCCAAGCAGGAGGAGCUGGAGCGGGACCUGGCCCAGCGCUCCGAGGAGCGGCGCCGGUGGUUCGAGGCCACGGACGGCGGCGGCGGCGGCAGCGGCGGCAGCAGCAGCAGCAGCAACCGGGGCCCCGAGCCGGCCGUGGGCGCGGGGGAGGCGCCUCGCCGGGGCCUGGGCGCGCCGCUGACCGCCGACCAGCAGAGCCGGCUCAGCGAGGAGAUCGAGAAGAAGUGGCAGGAGCUGGAGAAGCUGCCGCUGCGCGAGGGCCGCCGGGUGCCCCUCUCCGCCCUGCUCGGCCAGGGCCAGGGCCAGGGCCAGGGCCACGGCGACGGCCACGAGGCGCUGGAGAGAGAGGUGCAGUCGCUGCGAGCACAGCUGGAGGCGUGGCGGCUCCGUGGGGAGACCCCCGGGGCCCAGGACGACGGUCGCAUCCCCCCAGGCUACAUCUCCCAGGAGGCUUGCGAGCGCAGCCUGGCCGAGAUGGAGUCCUCGCACCAGCAGCUCAUGGAGGAGCUGCAGCGGCACCACGCGCGCGAGCUGCAGCGGCUGCAGCAGGAGAAGGAGCGGCUGCUGGCCGAGGAGACGGCGGCCACCGCCUCGGCCAUCGAGGCAGUGAAGAAGGCCUACAAGGAGGAGCUGAGCCGGGAGCUGAGCAAGACUCGGGGCGGCCAGCAGGGCCCCGAUGGCCUGCGGAAGCAGCACCAGUCGGACGUGGAGGCGCUGCGGCGCGAGCUGCAGGUGCUGUCGGAGGGCUAUUCGCAGAAGUGCCUGGAGAUCGGCGCGCUGACGCGGCAGGCCGAGGAGCGCGAGCACCAGCUGCGCUGCUGCCAGCAGGAGGGCCAGGAGCUGCUGCGCCACAACCAGGACCUGCACGGCCGCCUGUCCGAGGAGAUCGAGCGGCUGCGCAGCUUCAUCGCCUCGCAGGGCGCGGGCAACGGCUGCGGGCGCGGCGGGGAGCAGCGGAGCUCGUGCGAGCUGGAGGUGCUGCUCCGAGUGAAGGAGAAUGAGCUGCAGUACUUGAAGAGGGAGGUGCAGGCCCUCCGGGACGAGCUCCAGACCCUGCAGAAGGACAAGCGCUUCAGCUCUGGCCAGUACCAGGACGUGUACGUGGAGCUGAACCACAUCAAGACGCGGUCGGAGCGGGAGAUCGAGCAGCUGAAGGAGCACCUGCGCCUGGCCAUGGCGGCACUGCAGGAGCGGGCCGGGCCGCGCCACAGCCUGGCCGACUAGAGGUCCUGGCCACGGGCCCGUCACUCUCCUGUCCCGCCGGACGGAAGUCAGAAGCCAAGCUUUCUCCCCACCUCUGAGGGCCGCACCCACACACACACCCCACAGGACACACAAGCCCAACACACCCGACACACAGGCACGCCCACAUGUGCAUGGGCACACACACAUUCACACAUGCCCAGGCACACACGUUCAUACAUGCUCGGGCACACGACAUUCACACGUGUGCGGACACACAUUCCUACGUGCUCGGGCACAGACAUAUUCACACAUGCGUAGACACAACGUGUGCGGGCACACACAGGCACGGGCACACAGACACACGUGUGCGCGGGCACAGACACACAUGCCCGCACACACACACUCUCUGCGUAUCUGAGCGCGUCCCUCACACUGGGUCUUACUUUGCACCUUCUUCAGGAUUUUAUAUGUGAAAAGAUUUUUAUAUAGAUUCUCUCCUUUGUUCCAAAACACUUUAUACUUUGGAGCAGUUCUCGGGGCCGCGUCCCGGUGCCCGGAGCCCGCUCACGCCUCCCUCCUCCCACCCUAACUCCCACUAACUACUUCCUGUCCCGGGGGCCCCGGGCCCUGGACUCCGGACAGAGGGACAGACGGAGAGGGCGAGCCAGCCUCGGGCCGCAGCCCCCUCGCGCACCAGGGCCGCGGGCCCGCCCGCCCGAGGACCCCCGUGAAGACGCGUCUCUCCGCCCCAGGACCCUUCUUAACUUAAUAAAAUGUCUGGCAUCCUGGUGGGUGUCUGGACAUGGCUUCGCCGCCCGCUCCUGGGCACCCACCGUCCUGCAGGGCCAGCACCCUGGCUGCACAGGCAGAGGCGGGGGCUUGCCUGCGGUUUGCCGGAGAGAA
Molecule: messenger RNA, 7491 nt
Organism: Sorex araneus (European shrew)
Lineage: Eukaryota; Metazoa; Chordata; Mammalia; Eulipotyphla; Soricidae
Gene: TRIOBP
Product: TRIO and F-actin binding protein
Exons: 26
Coding region: 337-6627 (2096 amino acids)
Biological process (GO): actin filament organization; positive regulation of substrate adhesion-dependent cell spreading
Cellular component (GO): actin cytoskeleton
Molecular function (GO): actin filament binding
Source: RefSeq, a predicted model, not a curated record